This is a messenger RNA of Miscanthus lutarioriparius, 747 nucleotides long. The record is from the annotation of a GenBank genome assembly. Lineage: Eukaryota; Viridiplantae; Streptophyta; Magnoliopsida; Poales; Poaceae.
AUGGCCGAGCCAAACACAGAGUUUAGUGAUCUUAUUACGCAAGCAAAGAAAAGAAUAGUACCAAGGUUCACUGAAACCUUCAACGUGGAUGACGUGAACUACACUUACGGCUCCUUCAUUGCCUGGGCCCGGAAAGAAGUAAUCAAAUACUGCACCGACCAUAAAGGCAUCCUCCAGCCUGUGCUGCCGCCGGAGAAGAAGGUCCCCGAGCUCUGGUUCCACAUCGAGCUCAAAACCAAGACCAGCUCCAUCACGCUCGCCAUACGCAUGGACAACCUCUACCUCGUCGGCUUCAGGACCCCGGCCGGUGUGUGGUGGGAGUUCGGCAAGAACGGCGACACCCACCUCCUCGACGACAGCCCGAGGUGGCUCGGCUUUGGCGGCCGGUACCAGGACCUCAUCGGCAAUAAGGGUCUGGAGACCGUCACCUUGGGCCGUGCCGAAAUGACCAGAGCCGUCAACGACCUGUCGAAGAAGACGACGAUGACAUUAGAGGAGGAGGAGGAGCUGCUGAUGCUGCAGGAUGCUGAUCUGGCAGCGGCGGCUGACCCGCAAGCUGACACGAAGAGCAAACUGGCGAAGCUGGUGGUCAUGGUGUGCGAGGGGGUGCGGUUCAUCACUGUGUCCGGUGUCCCGCACGGUAGAAGCGGGGUUCAACAACCAGCCAGGGGUGACCAUAAGCGAGAUGCAGGGGAAGCAGGUGCAGAAAUGGGACAGGAUCUCGAAAGCUGCCUUCGACUGGGCUAA